Molecule: messenger RNA, 1331 nt
Organism: Macrobrachium nipponense
Lineage: Eukaryota; Metazoa; Arthropoda; Malacostraca; Decapoda; Palaemonidae
Exons: 3
Coding region: 47-349 (100 amino acids)
Source: RefSeq, a predicted model, not a curated record
UUCAGCCUGGCAUCAGUCGCCCUCAAGACGCCAAACUCACAUCACCAUGAAGGUCGUGUUCCUGUUCGCUCUGGUGGCCGUGGCUGCUGCCAUGCCCGCUGCUGACCCAGAGGCUGACCCCCAGCUUCUCCUGACCUCUCCCCUGACCUACACUUACCCCUUGAUCAAGCCCCUGGAGGUCAAAACCAAGAGCGUCCCUCUCGUAUACUCCUCCGCCCUCCCCCUGACCUACUCCUUCGGAACCUACCCCUACGCAGCCUACCCCUACAACUACUUCCCCUACUCCUACCCCCUGGUGGUCAACGCUGCCGAACCCGCAGCAGCUGAGCCAGCUGUCGAAGAGGCUUAAGAAGGACCUGCUGCUGCUCUCAGACCUCCAAUGUGCUGCCGAAGGACUCCAACGCCUCUCAGUCUUUUGUGGUUCUCCAGAAGAGGAGACCCACAGGAUAUCUUGCAAAGAAAGUCCUUCCAUUUCAGAAAGCAAAUGAAGGUCAGAGAUUGUUGAGGAUUCUUUCCUUAGGAAAGGGUUCCAAUAAUGUCUCCGUCGAAGUCUUCAUUGGCAGGACUCGAUUUCUGGAAGGAUUCUAGCCAUCGGCAGCAAUGUUGGAACCUUUGUGGUGACGUCAUCGUGGCUUCUGUUUCUGGUGUCUUCGACUUCUAUGUUUCAUUCAGAUUUCAUUUUUAGUUCAUUAAAAAUGUUUUUAUUUUAUUUUGUGCUAAUUCUCUCUAUCGUGGGACGUAAAUUGUGCAGCUUUUUCACAGUUCCGUCUACUGAAACGCAUACGUUGAUUCAUAAUUUCUUUAUUGAUUAAAAUGAAACGAAAAUGCAGUUGUGGUCUUUGUUUUAAAUAUUCCUUGCUUCCUGGAAUUGAUUAUCAGUUAAGGUUGAAAGAAAAUUUCACGACUGUUGCUCAAACUGAAGAUAUUUAAAUGUGGUUUUCAUUGGACAAAGAAAAUUAUUUUUUACAAGAGUUUAUUUUAAACUUGAAGCUGAAAAAAAAUAAAAUAGAUGAUAAGUUAUUCUUUCUAUAGGAUUUCGCAGUUUGAAGACAAAUAAAGAAUUUUAAUAAUCAAAAGAAAAAUAAAUUUUAUUUUCUAGUUGCAUAAAUAUAACGGUUAUAAUAGUAUCAUUGGACUCCUAAUGCCAGGCAUAUGGGUUGGGGUCUACAUCAAGAAGAAACAAGGAGUGAUCCGACCUCCAGCUUACUCGGGUCGCAUGCUAAAAUCUACGCUCAAAGAGAGCGUUGUUUCACCAACGAAAUUCAGAAUAAAUACGCUAUAUUUUUAUUAGAAAUCAUUGUUCUUUACAGUUAGUUUAACAUGCACAUUAU